AUGGGGGAACUUAAGAAGUUGGGCAACGAUGCUUACAGUAAACAGGAGAUUUUGUUCGCGAUAUCAUACUUCUCGAUGGCACUGCAAUGUUAUGAUCAACAUGCAGACAUGAGCACACUACAAUCUGCAACCAAAGAGGAUGCCAAAGCCGCUAAGAUCUCGGCCUCUCUCAUUGCAUCCAAUCUAUCGAUGUCAUUCGCCAAACAACUAUACAUUCCCGAGUCGGCCACCACAGCUCAGAUGGCCAUCGACUUUGACCCGACCAACGUCAAGGCCUACAUCCGAUCGGCCAAUGCCCUGGUGCAGUUGGGCAAGACCGAGCAGGCCAUUACACACCUCCAGCAAGGAUCGAAACAAACAACCACCGACAAGAACAAAGAAAUGAAGACACAGAUCAAGACGAUGAUUGAUGAGCUUCAGGAACAACAGAAGAGGAUACAGUCCAACAAGACAUACAUCGAGGCCAAGAUCGCCAAGGACAAGGCAUUUGCCAACUUCCCCAUCAGGAUGGUCUGGGAUGGCAUUGGACGACAUGGUGGCAGGAGGAUGGUUGCAUCCAAAGACAUACCCAAGGGCACUGUUCUGCUGAGAGUGGCUCCAUUCGCUGUGGCAGUCAAUCAAGAUAAGAUGGCCUCCUAUUGCUCGUACUGCUUGGAUAGCACACCAAAAUCGUUUGACAUUACAACAUGCGAAAGUUGUAAAUGCACAAUGUGCGAAGAAUGCCAACAAGACAAAGUAGUCAAACAAAUGCAUACGAAUGAAUGCAUGGUCAUUAGCUCCACCAACAACAAGUUCAGGAGCACCAAUACUCGUCUAAUCAUCCGUUGUGUGCUUCGUGCCAUUCAGAACCUGGAUGGCAAGGCCAACAAACAGAAUACACUGGAGCAAUGGCGCAAAGAUGGCAAACCAUUCAUAUAUGACACGCUGCAAGAUGUGGACAAGCUUUGCCACACAGCCUCCAUGACUGACAAGAAGGAGGAGCCUGGCAAGCCAUUGGCCAACGAGAUCACCUCAAUAUUUGAUAUGGUGAAGGGCAAAUCAUUCCUCAACCGACUGGAUAAGCAGAAGUUCAUCCUGAACACAGUGUCCAGGCUACAUCCCAACACCAAGGUAUUACAUGACCUUAUCGAAUGUUGUCCUAUAGCUAUUGGCAUCUUCCCAAGCUCGUCGCUUAUCAACAACUCCUGUCUGGCCAACACCAACUCAUACAUGGACAACUAUGGCAUGUAUGUCUAUCGCAGCAAUCAGGACAUCAAGGCUGGCGAUGAGAUCACCUCCAACUACAUGGAUCCACAAUUCUCCAAAACAGUCAGACAUCAAACAUUCUUGAAGGAGUUUGACUUUUAUUGCACUUGCGAUCGGUGCAAUGCGUACGAGGACAACGAGUACCAAUGUCCCAAGUGUGGCCUGGCGCUGGGCAGCAGGAAUCUCUUUACUUGGGAGCCUCAACCAAAUAUCGACUUUGAUGGACAGGUAUAUCAGUGCGACAGGGGUCACACAACAAUGGCGACAGUAUUCGACAUUAUCGAGAAGAUCUCGCCUCGAUCAGAACAGUUCAUUCAUCAGUACUUCCAGCCACACAGUUGUCUACAGAUAACAUACCUCCAAGAACAGGUAUCGUCUCUGUCAUCACUUGGACCCUGCUACCAGUCUGCUGGUGAUGUCGUCAAACAACUGUUGGAGUGCUACAAGAAAGCCCUUGGUGAAACGGCCGCAAACAUCAUCCCCUUCCACUUCGUAUCGUGCUACACACUCUUGCACAAGGCAAUGAAACACACUGAGAAUCGACAGGGAAUGAGAUCAGUGUACGAGGUUCUACGUUCGCAUCUGGAAGAAAACAUCGGUCUGUCAACUCAUUACGACAAACCACGCUUCGGUGCCGAGUAUGAUCCCCAUAUGGACAUUUUCAAGGACUUGAUUAUGAACAUGAUGAUGAAGAGUCAUCAUCUUCACGACAAUGACGAAUACUACGACGAGGACGAUGAAGACUAUUAUGACGAUGAAGAUGAAGAUGACGAAGACGAUGAUGAUGAGGAUGAGUAUGAAGAUGAAGAUGACGAAUACUCCGACGAUGACGAAGACGAUGAUGAAGAUGAUGACGAAGAUUAUGAUGACGAUGAAGAUGAUGAUGAUUAUGAUGAUGAUUAUGAUCUCACCAUUGAAGAAGUUUGCGAUGCUAUUGGGCAACACAGAUAA
Acytostelium subglobosum LB1 is the source of this 2196-nucleotide messenger RNA. RefSeq lists its product as hypothetical. Gene Ontology annotation, molecular function: protein binding. Bases 1 to 2196 code for a protein of 731 amino acids. Lineage: Eukaryota; Evosea; Eumycetozoa; Acytosteliales; Acytosteliaceae. The transcript has 2 exons. The record is from RefSeq and is a predicted model, not a curated record.